AUGAUUCACUACGCAUGUCUUCAAGUUGUAUCAUCAGCCUAUGCGAAGUGUUACACAUGGGAUGUGUUUCAAGAUGGGCAGUUACUGGGAAGGAAAAUGCGUAGACUAGAUAAAGUAGGUCCCUUCAUGUGCAUCAGAGAGUGUCUACUACGAAGAAGUUGUAAAUCUAUUAAUUACUAUCAACUGUUGUCUUUGUGUGACAUUAACUAUGACACGAUUUCCUCGAACCACUCCCUCCAACAAUUAGGUGGAACCUGGAGAUAUUUGGAUAAAAGACAAAUGUAUUCAAUGUUAGACGUUUCCCCCUGCAGUGACACGACCUGUGGAGAAAAUGAAAGAUGUGAAGUUUUAGCUAACAAGUCCGUGGUCUGCAGCGUAACAGAAUGUGGCCCACUUGCAGCAGAGAAGCUUCGCUUGGUGGAUUCGUCUUAUAGCCCCCUGAUGGUCGGGAGUCGGGUUCGGUAUCAGUGCGUAAACAAUCCCUCUCUCCUGGUUUUACACCAGUGCCAGCAAACAGGAACAUGGAAAGCUUUACAGAGGAUACCUAAGGAGUGUAUCAAGGACAAAUCACCAGAAUAA
Ostrea edulis (European flat oyster) is the source of this 579-nucleotide messenger RNA. RefSeq lists its product as uncharacterized. The transcript has 3 exons. The record is from RefSeq and is a predicted model, not a curated record. NCBI's taxonomy places the organism in Eukaryota, Metazoa, Mollusca, Bivalvia, Ostreida, Ostreidae. The coding region runs from base 1 to 579 and encodes 192 amino acids.